Molecule: messenger RNA, 2902 nt
Organism: Dunckerocampus dactyliophorus (ringed pipefish)
Lineage: Eukaryota; Metazoa; Chordata; Actinopteri; Syngnathiformes; Syngnathidae
Gene: lrrc45
Product: leucine rich repeat containing 45
Exons: 19
Coding region: 194-2305 (703 amino acids)
Cellular component (GO): centrosome
Molecular function (GO): protein binding
Source: RefSeq, a predicted model, not a curated record
UGUCUCCCGUGUCAUUGCUAGCUUGCUAGCUUGCUAGCUUGUACAUGAAUCUCCAUCUGCAGCAACAUGUUUUAACAAGGAUACCAAAACGCUACAGUACAGCGGAACGGCGCCAGGACGAAAAGGAGUGCAAUAUGCGUGCACCCUCUGGUGCUGCCACAUCGUCCGGACACGGCUGCAACGACUUGACGAUAUGUUCCAGUGUCCAGUGCUCUUCGUGCAAGGCAUGAUGCUCCAAGACAUGUGGGGUGCGUCUCAUGCGGAAAACAAUAAAGACAAGAGCGUCAGAAUGGAGGCUUUCAGGCAGACGUACUUACGCCUGUGUAAGGAAGGAGCUGUGGAGCCCCAGGAAAGCGUCAUGGUGAAGUUGCAGGAGUGCAGGGCUUCCCGCUUGGAUUUGAGCGGACUGAGCCUGUCUACGGAUACCUGUACAGUGCUUGGCCGGGCUUUCCAAAACGACACUUUCUUUUCUGAUGUGUCCCUCAGUGACUGCAUGCUCAGCGAGGAAGGUGCCAAAGUCUUCCUGACCGGCAUUUUUUACAAUACCACCCUUAAAGUCCUGGAUCUAAAGGGAAAUAACCUGAAGUCAACAGGGGCUGAGGUGUUGGGAAAAUUGUUGGCACGCAACAAGGCUCUUAUUAGGUUAGUACUGGACUGGAACGCACUUGGAGUUUGGGAUGAAGCCUUCACAGCCUUUUGUGAGGGUCUGAGCUCCAACUGUGCACUCACACAUCUCGACCUGCGAAACAAUCAGAUCAACCACCAUGGAACAUUGGAGCUUGCUCAGGCACUCAAACGCAACAGCACGCUCAAAGUGCUAGAUCUGAGGUGGAACAACAUCGGUCUCCUGGGUGGCAGGUAUCUCCUGUCCGCUCUGCCGAGCAACCACAGCGUAGAGCAGCUGGAGCUGGCAGGAAACAACAUACCCAGUGACACACUCAAGGCACUUGAGCAGAUUGUAGGACGCAACACAGAUCGACAGUCCACCUUAAGAGAGAGCCACAGCAGAACCCAGGUCCUCAGCAAGGAGAUCCAGAUCUUGAAGCAGGAGAAGGGGCAACAGUUCCAAAACCUGAUGGUGACCAUUGACAGGCAGAGAGAGGAGAUGGGACAAUCCAGCAGGUCCACUUCCAUACAGAUCAAUCAACUCCAGGAAGCUCUAAACGGGAGGAAGUCCGCUGUAAACUCUCUCACGACCAAAUUGCAGAUGAUGGAGGCUGCCCUUGCACUCUCUGAGCAGAAGAAUCACAACCUGGCUGAGCUGAUAGCAAAACUGAAGGUUGAGAAAGAGCAACAGCUGGAAGUGCGGAACAGAGAGAAGAAAAAAGAACACGAGGACAGCAUGUCCAGAGAAGCUAAGCAUCUCAGAGAGAUCAAAAAUCUGACGGAAACCAAUGUCCAACUGAAAAGCACGGUGGAGGAGGUGGAGCGUAGGUGCAAGUCUCAGCAGCAGCAGCUUUUUGAGCUCAAGCAGGAACUGACCAACAGCACAGCUGAGCUCAAGCUCAAGCUAGCACAGGCAGAAGACCGCCUGGAAAUAGCGAAACGAAUGUCCAAGCAAGCCCUUGAGGACCUUGAUAAUCGACGACAGAGAGAGCUUGAGCAUGUGAAUCGAAAUCGGGAGGAAAAUGAGAAAGCCCUCCAGGAACGCAUACUCAAACUGGAAGGACAACGAAUUCAGCUGGAAGAGGAUUUGAGCAGGACUAAAGCGGCAUGUGUGGCCGAGAGAUCCCUGGCGGAAGAGCAACUGGGAAAAGUUCGUGCUCAAGUUCGUCAGGAAGAGCAGGCACAUGUGUCAUCGUUGGAAGAGAAGCUUCGCUCAGUGCGCUCCUCCCUGCAGGAGGUCCAGCUGCAGUGUUCCCAGCAAAAACAGAUCAUCUCUGAGCAACAGGCCAAAAACUGUCAGCAGACCAUUGAGACAGACGGCCUGCGCCGCAGAAUCGAGGAGCUCCAGCAGGAGCUGUCUGGAAAAGACCAGGAGAAGGUGGCUGAGGUGAGUCGAGUGAGGGUGGAGCUGCAGGAGCAGAUUGGACACCUGGAGGCCGAAAGAACUGCACAAGGAGGGCUAAAAGAGAAGAUAUGUGCUCUAGAGAGAGAAAUUAAAGUACUGACUAGUAACCACAGAGAAGCGCUUCUGGACAAAGAGAGUGAGACAUCAUCCUUGAUGGAAAAGCUGCGGCUAAAAGAGGUCGAGAUCCAAAGGAUGAGGGACGAUGAGGCCCAAAGGGCUUCCUGCCUGCAGAACGCCAUCCUCACCUAUGUUAAAGGCUCUCCUCUGGGACAGUACAGCAGCCCUAAGACAUGAUCCGACGACUUCCUGUUGUGUCCGUUUCAUCUACAGUACAAAAAAAAGAGGCUGAACUCCAUAUCAUGGUGCUAAUGCAAAACGGCAGCUGUGCUUCUUCGUCGUCAGUUUACUCAGACUUGUGCUAUUUUUGCUACCUUUUUGCUGUCUUUCUGAAAGCCACAUAAGUUGUUAUGAAGUAAUGAAUGACAAAAUCCAUUACGUGGAUGCUGUUAUAUUUUUGUCAACAGAAUCUUUUCAGUUGAUCUCAAAGAGUGUGUUGAUUUCUAAUCAUAAUCCAUUUUCCAUACAACUUAUUAUUUUUUAAAUCAGUGUCAUUUAUAAUACACCAUUCUUUUCACAAAUAUCAUUUUUUUGCUGUGUUAUUUAUGUUACAUUGUUAAUGUCACAUUUAUAUAUUGUUAAAAACUGAGGAAAUACGUUAUUUGGGGGCAGAAUGCCAAAUUAUUUGAAUGAAUGUAAAUAGUUUUCGUCUUUUACUUAAGUUUUCUCUCAAUGAAAGGGAAUCAUUUUAUUAUUUUUUGUUCUCAUAUGUUUGUAUUGAUAUAUCGUUACAUUUUCACAAGUUUUUUUUUUUUUUUUUGCCUAAAAUUGUGU